Molecule: messenger RNA, 1341 nt
Organism: Rasamsonia emersonii CBS 393.64
Lineage: Eukaryota; Fungi; Ascomycota; Eurotiomycetes; Eurotiales; Trichocomaceae
Product: Rhamnogalacturonan hydrolase
Exons: 4
Coding region: 1-1341 (446 amino acids)
Biological process (GO): carbohydrate metabolic process
Molecular function (GO): polygalacturonase activity
Source: RefSeq, a predicted model, not a curated record
AUGCAUUUGAGCUCGCUUUCUGCCCUCCUCUCCCUCUCUCUAUUCCCUCUCCUGACAGCCGCCCAGCUUUCAGGAUCCGUGGGACCAUUAACAUCCAUCUCCCACAAGAAGGGCAUCAAAACAUGCAACGUGCUGAACUACGGCGCCGUGGCCGACAACUCCACGGACCUGGGACCCCCUCUGACGGCCGCAUUCACGGCCUGCGCCUCGGGGGGCCUGGUGUAUAUCCCGCCCGGCAACUACGCGCUCAACACCUGGGUCACGCUCAGCGGGGGCACGACCUGGGCGCUGCAGCUGGACGGCGUCAUCUACCGCACGGGCACAAGCGGCGGCAACAUGAUCUACAUCGAGCAUGCCACGGACUUCGAGCUGUUCAGCUCCACGUCCGCCGGCGCGGUCCAGGGCAGCGGCUACCUGUACCAUGUGAACGGCGACAUCACCGGCCCGCGCAUCCUGCGGCUCUACGAGGUCUCGGAUUUCUCGGUCCACAACAUCGCGCUGACGGACUCGCCGUCCUUCCACUUCAGCAUGGACACGUGCUCCAACGGCGAGGUCUACAAUAUGGCCAUCCGCGGCGGCGAUGAGGGCGGUCUCGAUGGCAUCGAUGUCUGGGGUACCAAUAUCUGGAUCCACGAUGUGGAAGUGACGAACAAGGACGAGUGUGUCACCGUCAAGGUCGGGACCGCCUCUCCGGCCUCGAAUAUUCUCGUCCAGAACAUCUACUGCAACCGGAGCGGUGGGUGUGCCAUUGGCUCCCUCGGUGCCGGCGUCAACGUCAGCGACAUCAUGUACACCAACGUCUACACCUGGGCGUCCAACCAGAUGAUGAUGAUCAAGAGCAAUGGCGGAAGUGGCACACUUUCCAACGUGGUAUUUGAAAACUUCAUCGGACAUGGAAACGCCUACUCCCUGAACAUCGACAGCCACUGGUCCGGCAUGACCCCGGUCAGCGGCAACGGCGUGCAGCUGAACAACAUCACCUUCACCAACUGGAAGGGCACCGAGGCGAACGGCGCGACUCGGGGCCCCGUCAAGGUGAUCUGCCCGGACGCCGUGCCCUGCACGGACAUCGUCAUCGAGGACUUCGCCAUGUGGACGGAGACCGGCAACACGCAGUGGCUUGUCUGCGAGAGCGCGUACGGGUCGGGCUUCUGUCUCGACUCCAGCAGCGACCAUACCUCGUAUGCGGCCGUGACGCAGUGGCAGACCACGCCUCCCUCGGGCUACUCGGCCCCGACGAUGGCCGCCGAUCUGACGGCGGGAUUUGGCACGACGCAGCCGAUUCCCAUCCCGACCAUCCCGACGUCUUUCUACCCGGGGGUGACUCCGAUCAGCAGGUAG